Messenger RNA from Closterium sp. Naga37s-1, 187 nucleotides. Lineage: Eukaryota; Viridiplantae; Streptophyta; Zygnematophyceae; Desmidiales; Closteriaceae. The record is from the annotation of a GenBank genome assembly.
GUGCACCUUCCCUUCUCAGCUGCCCUUCCCCUGCUGCCGCCAAAUCGUGCUUUAGCUUCAGCCGCUCCCCCAGUCUGCUCAUCGCCCCACUAUCAUCCAGCAAGCUGCCUCUUUCCUGCUGCCGCUAUAUCUUGCUUCACGCCAGCCGCCCAGCCAGCCUGUCGUCGCUCUGCCAUCACCCUGUGAG